ACAAUAAUUAUUCUCAGAGAAGUUUCUUUUAAGUAAAAUCUAUUUAUUUUAAUUUAUCUAGAAGUAUAUGUAUAUUUUUUGUAUUAUUUUAAGUAAACUUUUUAUUAAGUAAAAAUAUUUUAUUUUGAAUAAAACUGUAUCAUUUGUUUUGAAUUUAUUAUUUUUGAUAAAUCCAGUACUAUUUUUCUUACUUAACAAAAAUGUUUCUCUCAGUUAACCAAUUAACUGUUCUUAUGAAUAUCCUUAGCGAAGAAACUGUCGAGAACCAGACUUUAGAAUAUCUUGUAUCACAGCUCCAUCAGUAUUUCAAACGAGAAGAUAAUUUUAAAGUUGGAUGCACUUUACUUAUGCUGAUUCAACAUUCUGACUUUUUAUUAAAUCAAACACAGAAAUUUGCUGCAAUCAUACUAUGUUAUGAAUUAUACAGAAAUGAACCCAUUGCAACAAAUCCAUUAGCACCAGUUUUUAUGCAUCUUUUGCAUAAAAAAGUUAGUAAAAAUGAAUAUAUUGGUGAUUUGCCAAUAUUAACAAUGCCAGUGAAAACAUUUUUGUCAAAUUUAAUUAUAUCACAAAACUCUAAAGAAUUAUUGAAAAAGUCAGCUAAACAAGUAUUAACUGCUAGAAAUGAUCCCAGCAAACCAGUAGUAAAUACUACUUCAAUUCUUAAUACUGUAAAGGAACGUCGAAAAAAUCUUCCCCGCACUGCAAAAAGUUCACUGCCAAUUAUUUUACCUGAUCCACAAAAAACUGAAGCAAAAGAAGGACCAAGGCAAGUUUUAGAGAUGCUUACUAGUGGUCCCAAGUCAUAUGUAUUUCAUAAUUUUAAACCAGAAAUGAUGAGACUUGUGCCUCCCUUAUAUGUUUGUAAAGAAGAAAUGGUAUGGCUUAAUAUGAGCAGUCGAUCAAACCACCAAAUCAUGUAUGAUAAAACCAUGUGUGUAUCAACUAGUGCUGCUACCGAAGCACGAGAGUUGAUGUCUAAAGCUCUGAAAGCUCCUCUUACUUUACAACAACAACAACAUCUUCUGGCUGAACUUGGGAAUGACCCUAAACUUGUAUAUUACAUAGGACUCACUCCGUGUAAAUUACCUGAUUUAGUAGAAAAUAAUCCACUUAUUGCUAUUGAAGUUUUGUUAAAAUUAAUGCAAUCCCAUUAUAUUACGGAGUAUUUCUCAGUAUUAGUUAAUAUGGAAAUGUCUUUACAUUCAAUGGAAGUAGUAAAUCGACUAACUACUACAGUUGAACUACCCACAGAGUUUGUUCAUCUUUACAUAUCAAACUGUAUUGUUGCCUGUGAAACAAUAAAAGAUCAAUAUAUGCAAAAUAGACUAGUUCGCUUAGUUUGUGUUUUUCUACAAUCACUUAUUAGAAAUAAAAUAAUAAAUGUGCAGGAAUUAUUCAUUGAAGUUCAAGCUUUUUGUAUCGAUUUUAUUCAAAUUCGAGAAGCUUCUGCAUUAUUCCGUUUAUUGAAACAACUAGAAACUGGUGAUACAUGUAGCAUUGGCAAUAUAGCUGCUGCUGCUGGUAUAACACCUAGUACAAUAGCUGCUGCCAAAGAUAAAGAUAAAGACAAAGAAAAAGUAGUGCCUAAAGAUAAAUAAUAGUAUAAUAUAUUAAUCAUCUUAAAUGACAUCAGACAGUAGAUCAGAUAUUCUAUGAUAAUAAUUAUUAUUGAUUUAUAUUAUUGGUGAGACUAUAAUAAAUAAAUAUUUGUUAAAUAAACAUUGUAGGUAAAAUAUAUUAUUGUCUGUAAAAAAUAUUUAAACUCAUACAUUUUAUAAAUGUAUAGUAUAAAAUUAAAAAUUAUAUAAUAUUUAUAAAUAAACAAUUAAAAUUAAAACUAA
Daktulosphaira vitifoliae (grape phylloxera) is the source of this 1844-nucleotide messenger RNA. It is a transcript of the gene Not11, whose product is annotated as CCR4-NOT transcription complex subunit 11. Gene Ontology annotation, biological process: mRNA catabolic process; negative regulation of translation. The coding region runs from base 201 to 1601 and encodes 466 amino acids. Lineage: Eukaryota; Metazoa; Arthropoda; Insecta; Hemiptera; Phylloxeridae. Gene Ontology annotation, cellular component: CCR4-NOT complex. The record is from RefSeq and is a predicted model, not a curated record. The transcript has 9 exons.